Molecule: messenger RNA, 1800 nt
Organism: Arachis duranensis
Lineage: Eukaryota; Viridiplantae; Streptophyta; Magnoliopsida; Fabales; Fabaceae
Product: nicotinamide/nicotinic acid mononucleotide adenylyltransferase
Exons: 10
Coding region: 292-1038 (248 amino acids)
Biological process (GO): NAD+ biosynthetic process
Molecular function (GO): nicotinamide-nucleotide adenylyltransferase activity; nicotinate-nucleotide adenylyltransferase activity
Source: RefSeq, a predicted model, not a curated record
GAGUGGGGUUUUGUUUCCUGGACUUGCUGACUUGCAACUAAAAAUAAAGGAAGGAUAAUAUACUUAGAUUUGUGGGUGUAUACCGUAUAGCACACAAGGUGUUUGAUAAAAGUUCCCAAAGGCUCUUCCAUUUCUUAUUUAUCUGCUGCAUCAUUUCUCUACUUUGCCGUUGGUUCUACGCUCCGUAUCCAUCCAGCUUCCAAUUCCAAUCCAAUAACAUUAGAGAAAUUCUCUUCUUUCUUCAUCACAUCAGUGACGUGAUUUCUACGCUUCAUUGAUUAAGAAAAACUAAUGGAUAUUCCGUUGCCGGUGGAUAAAUUAGCUUUGCAAUUGAUCAACAAUGAACCCCCUCCAAACACAACCAACAGUAAGAUAUAUGUUGUUCUUGUCGCUACGGGGAGCUUCAAUCCACCUACCUUCAUGCAUUUGCGAAUGUUCGAGCUUGCAAGAGAUGCACUGAAUUCAGAAGGUUACUGCGUAAUUGGAGCUUACAUGUCUCCUGUGAACGAUGCGUAUAAGAAAAAGAACCUAAUAUCUGCUGAACAUCGAAUGCAAUUAUGUAAUCUAGCUUGCAAAAGUUCAGAUUUUGUAAUGGUUGAUCCAUGGGAGGCAAAUCAAAGCACCUAUCAACGCACUUUAACCGUGCUGUCCAGAGUCCACAGUUCAAUAUGUGGGAAAGGAUUAAUAUCUAGAGGAACCCUCAAGGUCAUGCUUGUCUGUGGUUCUGAUCUGAUUCAUUCUUUUAGCAUUCCAGGAUUUUGGAUUCCUGACCAGGUUAAGAGUAUAUGCAGAGAUUAUGGAAUAGUCUGCAUUCGCAGAGAAGGACAAGAUGUUGAGAAGAUUAUAUCCGAUGAUGAAAUUUUGAAGGAGAAUCAGGCUAAUAUCAAAGUUGUGCAUGACCUUGUACCGAACCAAAUCAGUUCAACGAGAUUAAGGGACUGCAUUGCAAGAGGAUUAUCAAUAAAAUACCUGACAGCAGAUGAAGUGAUUGAUUAUAUCAGAGAUCAGAAAUUAUACUUAACCUUGGAUGAUAAAUAAUUAGUAGUGUUGUGAUAUGAUGAGGUUUAUUCACCUUAUAAUCUGUAAGAAUUGUGAUGUAACUAUGAGGCCAAUAUUCAAUAAUCAAUUACUAGAUGAAAAUCAAACUGCAUGCAAGUUACCAAUAUUACCUUAACUUGCGUUUAGCAUCUUCUUAAUCAUUCAAUUACCCUGUAUUUUGAAGAAUAAUUAGAGUCUUAGCUAACAAUAAUUCACUACAAUAGCCAUGAACACACAGUCAAAAGUUUUGCAUGUUCUUAUUCCAUAGUAGUUCUUACAAUUGCAUGGUUCUAUUCUACUACUUAACCAUUGCUUAGUUCUUCGACCAACUCAAAGGAACUUGUCACGAUUGAGGUAAGCAAGAGGAUCAAACUCACUCCCUCCAACAUUGUCACCACUAGUUGACCAAGCCCCACCACCCAACCUGAACCCACCACAAACCUUCCCAGUCCCCCUUGGGUCAUACUCACUCCUACACGCAAAGGAUGUUGGUGGAUAAGUCCACCAACACCCCCACACGUGUAGGGGUUGGUGGUGGAGCAACAUUCUUGUCACGGCGUUGAGGAGCAUCAGUGUAGUGUGCCUCAGCGCCAAUAUAGCGCACAUGGCUAAGAUGAGCCUUGAGAAGCUCGGCGUAGUUGUCGAAACCAAGGCUCGACAUGGCCCAUAUCAUGUCCUCAGCAGCAAGAGCCCUACGUUGCUCGGUGUCACAAUGCCCAUUUGCUUCGUAGGUAACUAUUCCUAUGAACUCACAAACGCAGC